Molecule: messenger RNA, 2706 nt
Organism: Knipowitschia caucasica
Lineage: Eukaryota; Metazoa; Chordata; Actinopteri; Gobiiformes; Gobiidae
Source: the annotation of a GenBank genome assembly
AUGAGGCGGUUUGUGGGAUUUAACACAAGAUAUUUAACCCACAAAGUCUUCUAUCCGCCUUCACCAGUGCAAUGGCUCCGCCCCCUCAGCACCUGUUCACCUGCAGAGGAUAAGCCCCGCCCCUCUAUGCUCAAACACCUGACAUCAAAGAUCAAAGCCACGGGUCCGAUCUCUGUGGCUGAGUACAUGAGGGAAGUGCUGACCAACCCAGUCACAGGAUACUACGUGAGGAAGAACAUGCUUGGAGCAGACGGAGACUUCAUCACGUCUCCAGAGAUCAGCCAGAUGUUCGGAGAGCUGGUCGGUGUGUGGGUCGUCAGUGAGUGGAUUGCGUCUGGACGUCCAGAACAGCUGCAGAUCGUAGAGAUGGGACCAGGGAAAGGUUCUCUGAUUCAGGACGUGCUCAGGGUCUUGGGCCAACUGUCCUCAGUCCUUCAUGGUGCAUCUGUCUCAGUUCACCUGGUGGAGGUGAGUCCCGUACUGAGCGCGCUCCAGGCCCAACUGCUGACAGGAAGUGAGAGUCAUGUGACCACGGAGGAGGGGCCUGUGUAUCGCCGUGGCAACACUCCAGUGGGGCUGCCCGUGUCCUGGUACAGGCAAGUCCAGGACGUCCCAAAAGGCUUCAGUGUGUUUGUGGCUCAGGAGUUCUUCGACGCUCUACCGGUUCACAAGUUCCAGAAAACUUCCAGAGGAUGGAGGGAGGUCCUCAUCGACAUUGACCCAGAGAAAGAGCACUGUCUGCGGUUUGUGCUUUCACCUUCGGCUACUCUGGCCUCCAGUACUCUGAUACAGGUUGGGGAACAGCGCCCUCAUGUGGAGGUUUGUGCAGAAGGGGGUGUGGUCAUUCAACACGUGUCAAAGAUCCUGUGUGAAGCAGGAGGCGCUGCUCUGAUCGCAGACUACGGCCACGACGGCAGCAAGGGCGACACCUUCAGGGGGUUCAAACGUCACCGUCUCCAUGACCCCCUGACCUCCCCUGGUUCCGCUGACCUCACCGCAGACGUGGACUUCAGCUUCCUGCGCAGCUGUGCAAGGGGCGUGGCCUGUGUGGGACCUGUCAAUCAAAACAGCUUCCUGAGAAACAUGGGCAUCGAGGCCAGACUCCAGGUCCUGCUUAAGUCCAGUCCGGACUCGUCUUCUCGGUCUCAGCUCCUGCGCUCGUACCAGACCCUCAUGGACCCUCAGCUGAUGGGAGACCGCUUCCAGUUCUUUGGACUUCUGCCUCUGAGCCGAACCAGGACCGGACCACAAAUCAGGACGCAUGUGCUAAUCCGGAUUAUUCUCUUUAGAAACUUUCCCGAGUUUACAGAGUCUGUGAUGGAGGUCAGAGCCUGGACGCCUCAACAGGUCGCCUCCUGGAUGAACGGUCUGGAGGAUGCACUGCAGCCGUAUGUCCCCUCCUUCCUCCUCCACAGAGUCUCAGGGGAGCAACUCUUGGACCUCUGCCCCAAACAGAUGCUCUCUCUGGGGGUGAGCCGAGUGGGAGACCAGGACCUGCUGCUGGAGGCUGUGGAGGCUCUGAGGACUGAGGUCCUGGGUCUGGACCAGGAUCAUGUCCGGUCUCUCUGGGUCCAGAUGACUCAGACUCAUCAGAACUUGAGAGCCGCUGUGAGGUACCGCCGGAAGAACCCCAACUAUCACAGAAGCCCCGCCCAACGAGGAAGCCCCACCCACCAAGGAAGCCCCGCCCACCUUUCCAAUGACUUCCUGUCGGCAGUAAUGCAGCUCAUCACCUCCUCCAAGGGUCUGCUGAGGGCACUGGACCGGUGUUCUGUGGACAGUACAGACGUCUCCAGAACAAAGCGCAGCAUCGUUCACCUGUGUCUGGAGCUGACCUCCACCGUCCAGAAGGACUGCACACUUUUCCAGAUGGAGGAGAAGAUCCUGGAGGUGUCUCAGUCUCUGGUUGCUGUGUGUGAAACAGUGACUCGGCUCAGUCCAGAGCCCUGCAGCCUGGAGGACGUGACAGUCUGUGGCAUCCAACCAGGACAAGGACUGGGCAUUUACAUUCAGUCAACGUUGAGUGGUUCACAUGUCGUCACUGGAACCACACAGAACUCUCCGGCUCAGAGGACUCAGAGGAUCCACGCAGGGGACCACCUUCUGAAGGUGGACGGUCAGACUGUGGUGGGCUGGCAGCUGAAGAGUCUCAUUGAGUGUCUGCGUUCUGAUUCGUCGUCAGUCGUUCUGACGCUGAAGAAGAAGAGAAUGCAGGAAAACACGGAGCAGCAACGAGACUGGAGACCCACACUGGUCAAAACACAUCAGCCCAGUGCCCCAAAACCGGAGUCCAGACCGGAGUCCAGACCGGAGUCCAGACCGGAGUCCAGACCGGAGUCCAGACCGGAGUCCAGACCGGAGUCCAGACCGGAGUCCAGACCGGAGUCCAGACCGGAGUCCAGACCGGACCGAGGGACCAUCUUGAGCCCCUCUGCUGCCCCCUACAGUCCACUUGAUGGUUCCUUCUGUGGGACGUCAGUGCGGCUGCGGCAGCGAUCCUCCUCCAGAAGCAAAAUGCGUCCAGUGUCUCUGCCGCUAGAGCUGUCCUCCAGGAUCAACCUGCGGAAAGGUCCUCAGCGCUGUGUGAGCAACGAGCGUGUGUCGGCCAUCCUGGAAGAAGGCUGUGUGCAGUACCGUGCCCGGCCUGCAGGGCGCGGCGUCGACCACAUCAGAGGAAGCACCUGCUCCUCAGUCAUUGAGACCUGA